AUGCGCGCUGACAGCCCCAGGCUUCUUGCUUCCGUCAAGAUCGCGUGCUCAGUGGAUAUUAUCUUCGGCGUGCUGGCGCCCUGGCGAUUCUCAUCGCGCAGCCGCCCAAAUGUCACUUUUAUCGAACAACUCUCGCAGCGCCGGCGCGGCGGCAACUCGGCGGGGCUCCGCGCGCUGCGCGUGGAAAAACCGGUGAUGGCCCAAAUCGCCGCGGCCCCCGACCGCCCAGUCGACUUGCCGGCCACGAAAGCGAGCGGCGGUGGACCCUUCGACGAGGGGCUUCCACGCCCCGUGGAGGACCGCCUCUUAAUGGAGUCGAGGAGCGGCGUCGAGUGGAGGAGCACCCUUGACGCGCCGUGGAGAGCGCGGCACGAGGUACUCACCGAUGAGAAUCGCCAGGGCGCCAGCACGCCGAAGAUAAUAUCCACUGAGCACGCGAUCUUGACGAAGCAAGAAGCCUGGGGCUGUCAGCGCGCAUGA
Messenger RNA from Gryllus bimaculatus (two-spotted cricket), 480 nucleotides. Lineage: Eukaryota; Metazoa; Arthropoda; Insecta; Orthoptera; Gryllidae. The record is from the annotation of a GenBank genome assembly.